Pterocles gutturalis (yellow-throated sandgrouse) is the source of this 630-nucleotide messenger RNA. RefSeq names its product monofunctional C1-tetrahydrofolate synthase, mitochondrial-like. Lineage: Eukaryota; Metazoa; Chordata; Aves; Pterocliformes; Pteroclidae. Gene Ontology annotation, molecular function: formate-tetrahydrofolate ligase activity; ATP binding. The transcript has 5 exons. The record is from RefSeq and is a predicted model, not a curated record. The annotation marks the transcript as partial.
AACCUCCAGCUGGUAGCUGAUGGCUGCUGUAAUCUACAGAAGCAGAUUCAAAUUACUCAGCUCUUUGAAGUUCCUGUUGUGGUUGCUCUUAAUGUCUUCAAAACUGACUCUCCUGCUGAGGUUGAUCUGGUAUGUAAAAUUGCAAAGCAAUCUGGAGCAUUUGAUGCUGUCCCCUGCAAUCACUGGUCAGCUGGUGGUAGAGGAGCAGUAAAAUUAGCUCGAGCUGUGGAAGAGGCAGCCAAUCAGAAAAACAGUUUCAAAUAUCUCUACAGCUUGGAGCUUCCUAUUGUUGAAAAAAUAAGGAUCAUUGCUCAGAAGGUGUAUGGAGCUCACGAUAUAGAGUUGUCUCCUGCUGCACAGUCACAAGUUGAUCGUUACACCCGGCAGGGGUUUGGAAAUCUUCCCAUUUGUAUGGCAAAAACUCACCUAUCGCUCUCCCAUCAGCCCGAGAGGAAGGGUGUUCCCACUGGUUUCAUUUUGCCAAUUAGUGAUGUGCGAGCCAGUAUUGGAGCUGGAUUCAUCUACCCUUUGGUAGGAACGAUGAGCACCAUGCCAGGACUGCCCACGAGGCCAUGCUUCUAUGACAUUGACCUUGACCCUGUCACGGAGGAAGUGAAAGGAUUGUUUUGA